Molecule: messenger RNA, 2979 nt
Organism: Orbilia oligospora ATCC 24927
Lineage: Eukaryota; Fungi; Ascomycota; Orbiliomycetes; Orbiliales; Orbiliaceae
Exons: 5
Coding region: 1-2979 (992 amino acids)
Biological process (GO): DNA-templated transcription; regulation of DNA-templated transcription
Molecular function (GO): DNA binding; zinc ion binding; DNA-binding transcription factor activity, RNA polymerase II-specific
Source: RefSeq, a predicted model, not a curated record
AUGGCGAGCCUGGAUGGCUCCGACGGCCAUGACAGCCCUGCCACGGUCACGACAGACGAAUCACCUUCGGCCCAUAUCCAGGUAACACCAAUCAUUACCGACCAAAUAAGCCCUCAGGAUCCAUCGUCGACGUCGUCGACUUCUCCCGCAGUCCGCUCGACUACGUCGUUUCACGUUUCAAAACGUGCGCCUAAGGCAUGCGGUAAUUGUCAUCGUCGAAAGGUACGAUGCGAUGCCCACUUGAAUGCCGACGGCCAACCGUGCUCUUAUUGUCGGAGUACUGGGCAUGAGUGCGUACUACUCCCUGGUAGACGCGGCAGCACUUACCAGAAAACUAAGAAGCGACUGGCUGCGCAACAAGCCGCCCUUUCCGUCGGCGGCCAAUCCAUUUCUUCACAAGAACCCUCAAACUCGGACCAGCGGCGCCAACGGCGACAAUCUGAUUCUCGUGUUUCCGGAACUGCGUAUCAUCCCACCCGAUCACUAUUGUCGCCCAAAGAUGGAGACCCCACCACAUUUACACCGUUUCCGCCGCAUAAGGACCCGAACCUGGAAAUUAACCCAUCCUUGAGCGAUGAACAUGUCUGGGUUCAGUUUUUGGACAAGGUCCAUGACAGUUCGGGGACCGGACCGGUUGGCCUUGAACAGCAACUUACUGCCCAGAAUACUCCUUCUAGUUUCCGCCCUCGAGCAGAUGAUCAUCAACAAACCCGUGAGAAUUCCACUGAUCGAGAACAAGAAGGGAAGCGACAAGUUCUGAUAUUCAAUGGAGAAACAGCUCUUGACGGUGCUGUUCCAACUAUCGCUGGAUUGCAAAGAAUGCCAAACGCCAAUACCGCCACCCUCGAUCCCCGUCUGGAUUCGUCACUAUCGCUCAGCCAUGUCCCUUCUUUCACACCGCCUCCCAGUUGGACGACUGUUGCGAGCAGAGCGCAUAUCACAGACUUAAAGAUCUUACCCGAUGAUGAUGUCUCAUAUCUUCUUGACCACAAGAAAGUUCACAUCUUCCCACCGAUCGAAUUAUGUGAUAAGCUCGUCUACACAUUCUUUUGUUAUAUAUACCCUCAUCUACCGAUCUUGAAUCGUCCAUCGUUUAUCCGAGGUUAUAGAAAGAUGAUGUCUGGUGAAGGACUCUAUUCCCUGUUCCUGAUGCAUGCAGUCCUAUAUGCGGCCACUUACCAUGCCCCGACAGAGAUACUCAAGCAAUGUGGCUUCGAAAAUCGGCUCACUGCCAGAGCAUAUUUCUUCUCGCGCGCCAAGCUGAUGCAUAUGAUGGAUGGUGAAAAAGAACAUCUAUACACUAUCCAGGGUUGUACGCUAAUGAGUAUGUGGUGGACUCGAUACGAAGAAGAAAAAGAAACUAGGUUCUGGCUACAGGCAGCCGUCCUAUUAAGUCAGCGGAUGGGAAUGCAUCGUUCCAUUCGUUCGGGCUGGGGGCUGGGGGCGAGUGAACGGCGGAUGUGGAAACGUAUCUGGUGGACUUUAUACAGCCGAGAUCAUAUCACAGCAUCAAGUCUUGGGAAACCAAGUCUGAUUAGGCUGAGCGAUUGUGAUGUGAGCGAGUUAGAGGAAGACGACUUCGUGGAGAAUUGGGGAAACACGAAACCCGAGGAUCUAGCUGCGCUUUGUCCUGUCCAACUGCCUGUGACGAUUAAAUACGUUAUCGAAAUCUCCAAGCUCGGUAAAAUCUACGAAAGGAUUGCAUCUGUUCAGUACUCAUGUACCUACCGUCCUACUCACAGGGAUCUUGACGACCUUGCCAACGACCUUGCGGAUUGGAAAAAUAACCUACCACCAGAACUCUCAACACUCCGUUAUGACGAAAUGCGAACAUGGACGUCAGAAAACUUCUGGCCAAUAUUACUUCAGCUCGUUCACGACCGUGCAGUAUCUAUGCAUUAUCGCCCGCGAUGUUCAUUACCGAAGGGUCGUGCGUCAUGGGAAAGUGAAAGUUCCACUGGAGACGACGAAGCGUUGGUAAAAGAGAGAGAGAAGGCUAGAAAAGCAGUGGUUAGCGCAGCGAGCAAUACAUUUAGACUCACUGAAGACCUCCUGAGACACGAUUUGUUGAAAUACGCCCCUGCCGCUGUUCAAACACCACUUUUCAUCGCUAUGAUUGUCUACGCCGAAGAAAUCAAACUCGCGCCUGAAGGCUCGACCCGCCAUAGUCUUGCUACUAACAAGAUAAACGUGGGUAUGAUGGCUCUCGGCGAGCUACGGAAAAUCUGGGCGGCUUCAUCAUGGACAUUCCGUCUCUUCGAGUUCAUAAUCAAAAACAAGUUCGUGGGAAUUGGAAAACCAGAUAUCUCUGUUGGCGGUGGUGCUGGGGUUCCCCCAGAUGUGGCCAGCCACACAGGCCUUAACAAUCCGCAUGGAGGAAUGCACCCAGUGGAUGAUGCGGAUGUGUGUAACACACAUGCAGGAAUUCCAGAACUAGACAUUGACCCACAACUUGCUGCUGAGAGUGAACGAGGCUUUUUACCGGGCGGAAUAGAUCCUCACAUACCAAAUUCCGCGACUCCAACUCCAGGUCCAGGUCCAAUUUCUGGUGGACAACCAGUGUUCUGGAAUACUGGCAAUCAUGAAACACUAAGCCCAGAUGCUGCUGGGUAUGUUAUGUGGGAUGGGCACCAUCCAAACAUGAUGGGGCAUCAACCUGGACCCGAAGGGUGGGGUGGUGGGCAUUACGGUAUGGGAAUGAAUGGCCCUGGUGAUGGUCCUGGUGGUGGCCAUGCUGGUGAAGAUACAGGUGGGUUUGAUCUUACAUGGCUGGCGAUGAGUGGGCUAGCUGGGGAUAUGCCGUUCCAUUUUGAAGGCGGGCCGGUCACGGGCGGUGGGGGUUCGAUUGGAUACAACGGAGCACCCGAUAUCGCAAAAAUGUCUGGUGGUUCCCUCAACCCUGCCAAGAUGGGAGCAACCGCAAUCGAUCUCUGGAAUAUCCUAGGCCUCGGCGGUAGCAACUCAUUCAGCAAUUUCUAA